This is a messenger RNA of Phytophthora infestans T30-4, 1037 nucleotides long. RefSeq names its product glutathione peroxidase 2. NCBI's taxonomy places the organism in Eukaryota, Oomycota, Peronosporomycetes, Peronosporales, Peronosporaceae. The record is from RefSeq and is a predicted model, not a curated record. Gene Ontology annotation, molecular function: glutathione peroxidase activity. The coding region runs from base 20 to 916 and encodes 298 amino acids. Gene Ontology annotation, biological process: response to oxidative stress. The transcript has a single exon.
CGCUAGCAACACUACGAGUAUGAUGAAGCUGCCGACGGGUUACGGCUGCGAGACCACGAACGGCGACGAUGCUGCUGCCAACAGCAACGAUAACGGGUUACUGGAGGCUGAAGAUUGUGCAAACGGAGUGCUGCGCCCGACCUCGCAGAGCCAGCAGUACCACAACCUGCCGGUGGCUGUGGCAGUGCCGGUUUCCUCCUCUGCUCCCAGCUCCGACCGCGUGCGCUCUGGAUCUGCAUCGCGCCGAAAAACUGCGCAUAACUUUUCGUUCCGCUCGCUCACGGGCUCCAAGUUCAUCCGGCUGGCCGACUAUGCCGGCAAGCCGAUUCUCAUCGUGAAUGUGGCGUCGCACUGUAAUUCCACCACCAAGGCUUACGUACAGCUCAACGAACUGUCCAAGCGCUUCCCCGAGCUUAUUAUCAUUGGCUGCCCAUGUAAUCAGUUUGGCCACCAGGAGAAUCUAAAUGGCGAAGAAAUCUACCAGAGUCUACGACACGUUCGCCCAGGUAAAGGCUUUGAGACGGCCUUCCAGCUCACGGAGAAGGUCGAGGUCAACGGCGCCAACGCCCACGCACUCUUCAACUUCCUGCGUAUUACUCUGCCGUACCCAUGCGAUCGUACGCUGCUGGAUGAGAUGUCCACACCUAGCGGCGUCUUCUCGCACCCCAUGCGUCUCAUCUGGAUGCCUGUCACACGUGCGGACGUCAGCUGGAACUUCGAGAAGGUGCCUCACUGCAGUAAACUUCUUUUGUUGCGACAUAUUGAAUUGCUAACAUGUUGCUAUUGCGUACAGUUCCUGAUCAGCCCCGAUGGUACGCCGUACAAGCGCUACAGUCCCAAGUUGGACUUCACUGGCAUGAUCGAGGACAUCAAGUUCUUGUGCAAGGUGGACGUGUCCAAUGAGAAGCAGCUAUAACAAGACGGUCGCGUACGGCAGAAGCUACGGUAAGGAACCGAACAAACGAGCACACUGACUGAGGCACACAAAAAAACGCAAGAAGACGCGCCGGAUCUGAUGCCGACAGCGGACGGUUCGA